Molecule: messenger RNA, 8047 nt
Organism: Manis pentadactyla (Chinese pangolin)
Lineage: Eukaryota; Metazoa; Chordata; Mammalia; Pholidota; Manidae
Gene: UBR3
Product: ubiquitin protein ligase E3 component n-recognin 3
Exons: 39
Coding region: 76-5748 (1890 amino acids)
Biological process (GO): protein ubiquitination; ubiquitin-dependent protein catabolic process via the N-end rule pathway
Cellular component (GO): cytoplasm; ubiquitin ligase complex
Molecular function (GO): ubiquitin protein ligase activity; zinc ion binding
Source: RefSeq, a predicted model, not a curated record
CACUCGCAGCAGUCGGUUCCCCACCUCGCGGGAGGAGCCGUGGGCCCUGGGCUCUCCAAAUUCUGAGCUCUCAUCAUGGCGGCGGCGGCGGCGGCGGCUGCCGUCGGGGGGCCGCAGCCGCCCCAGCCCGAGCUGCCCGUUCCCGUGCCGGCUGUGGACAAGGCGGCCACUGCCGCGCACCUGAAGGCGGCCCUCAGCCGGCCGGACAACCGGGCUGGCGCCGAGGAGCUGCAGGCGCUGCUAGAGCGGGUGCUGAGCGCCGAGCGGCCGCUAGCCGCGGCCGCUGACGGCGAGGAGGCUGCGGCAGCGGGCGGCGGGGGCGGCCCGGGGGCGGCCGAGGAGGAAGCCCUGGAGUGGUGCAAGUGCCUUCUGGCGGGCGGCGGGGGCUACGACGAGUUCUGCGCGGCGGUCCGGGCCUACGACCCCGCGGCGCUCUGCGGCCUGGUGUGGACGGCCAACUUCGUGGCCUACCGCUGCCGGACGUGCGGCAUCUCCCCCUGCAUGUCGCUGUGCGCCGAGUGCUUCCACCAGGGCGACCACACCGGGCACGACUUCAACAUGUUCCGCAGCCAGGCCGGGGGUGCCUGCGACUGCGGGGACAGCAAUGUGAUGCGGGAGAGUGGGUUUUGCAAAAGGCAUCAAAUUAAAUCAAGUUUGAAUAUUCCCUGUGUCCCCAAAGACUUAUUGAUGAUGUCUGAAUUUGUUCUUCCAAGAUUUAUUUUUUGUCUUAUUCAGUACUUAAGAGAAGGCUAUAAUGAACCAGCAGCUGAUGUACCAUCAGAAAAAGACCUUAACAAAGUCCUUCAGCUUUUGGAACCUCAGAUUUCCUUUUUAGAAGAUCUGACCAAAAUGGGAGGAGCAAUGCGGUCUGUUCUUACUAAGGUUUUGACAAACCAGCAAAACUACAAAGAUCUGACUUCUGGUCUUGGAGAAAAUGCCUGUGCAAAGAAAAGCCACGAAAAGUACCUUGUAGCUUUGAAGAGCUCUGGACUUACAUAUCCUGAGGAUAAACUUGUAUAUGGUAUACAGGAGCCAUCUGCUGGCACUAGCACUCUGGCAGUUCAAGGUUUUGCAGGUGCACCAGGAACAUUGGGACAACUAGAUUCUUCAGAUGAGGAGGAUCAGGAUGGGAGUCAAGGUCUGGGCAAGAGAAAGAGGGUGAAACUAAGCAGUAGCACCAAAGAUCAGUCCAUAAUGGAUGUUUUGAAACAUAAAAGUUUCCUAGAAGAACUAUUGUUUUGGACUAUAAAGUAUGAAUUCCCCCAGAAGAUGGUGACUUUCUUACUCAACAUGCUUCCAGAUCAAGAGUAUAAGGUUGCUUUUACAAAAACUUUUGUACAGCAUUAUGCUUUCAUUAUGAAAACACUGAAGAAAAGUCAUGAAUCAGACACAAUGUCUAACAGAAUUGUACAUAUUAGUGUUCAGCUGUUCAGCAAUGAGGAAUUAGCCAGACAGGUAACAGAAGAAUGUCAGCUGCUGGAUAUCAUGGUUACUGUGCUACUGUACAUGAUGGAAAGUUGCCUUAUUAAAAGUGAGCUACAAGAUGAAGAAAAUAGUUUACAUGUGGUAGUAAACUGUGGAGAAGCCUUACUGAAGAAUAACACUUAUUGGCCUCUCGUCAGUGAUUUUAUUAAUAUCCUUUCUCAUCAAAGUGUGGCCAAGAGAUUUUUGGAGGACCAUGGUUUGUUAGUUACUUGGAUGAAUUUUGUAUCUUUCUUUCAAGGUAUGAACUUAAACAAGCGAGAACUAAAUGAGCAUGUGGAAUUUGAGUCUCAGACCUACUAUGCUGCCUUUGCUGCUGAACUUGAGGCCUGUGCACAGCCAAUGUGGGGGCUCUUAUCACAUUGUAAAGUUAGGGAAACUCAAGAAUAUACCCGAAAUGUUGUUAGAUAUUGCCUUGAAGCUCUUCAAGACUGGUUUGAUGCUAUUAACUUCGUAGAUGAGCCAGCACCUAACCAAGUCACUUUUCAUUUGCCACUACAUCGUUAUUAUGCUAUGUUUUUGAGUAAGGCUGUGAAAUGUCAAGAAUUAGAUCUGGAUUCUGUUUUACCAGACCAGGAAAUGUUAAUGAAGCUAAUGAUUCAUCCACUCCAAAUUCAAGCAAGUCUUGCUGAAAUCCACAGCAAUAUGUGGGUAAGAAAUGGCCUUCAAAUCAAAGGACAAGCCAUGACCUAUGUCCAAUCUCAUUUCUGUAAUUCCAUGAUUGACCCUGACAUUUACUUAUUACAGGUUUGUGCUUCUAGACUUGACCCAGAUUAUUUUAUUUCAUCUGUGUUUGAAAGAUUUAAGGUAGUGGAUUUGUUGACAAUGGCCUCACAACAUCAAAACACAGUACUCGAUGCAGAACAUGAGCGAUCGAUGUUAGAAGGCGCCCUUACAUUUCUUGUGAUUCUUCUGAGUCUUCGUUUACAUUUAGGAAUGUCUGAUGAUGAGAUUCUCAGGGCAGAGAUGGUAGCCCAGCUGUGUAUGAAUGACAGGACACAUAGUUCACUGCUGGACCUUAUUCCAGAAAAUCCAAACCCCAAAAGUGGUAUUAUCCCAGGCAGUUACAGCUUUGAAUCAGUCUUAUCAGCUGUAGCUGAUUUUAAGGCUCCUGUUUUUGAGCCUGGAGGUUCUAUGCAACAAGGCAUGUAUACUCCUAAAGCUGAAGUCUGGGAUCAGGAGUUUGACCCUGUCAUUGUCAUUCUUCGAACAGUUUACCGUAGAGAUGUGCAAUCUGCAAUGGACAGAUAUACAGCGUUUUUAAAACAUAGUGGAAAAUUCCCUGGAAAUCCCUGGCCUCCCUACAAGAAAAGGACGCCACUCCAUCCUAGCUAUAAAGGUCUUAUGAGACUUUUGCACUGUAAAACUUUACACAUUGUGCUAUUCACUCUGCUUUACAAGAUUUUGAUGGAUCAUCAAAAUCUGUCAGAACAUGUGCUCUGCAUGGUUUUAUAUCUGAUUGAAUUAGGACUUGAAAAUUCAGCAGAAGAGGAAUCAGAUGAAGAGGCACCAGUGUGUGGGCCUGAACGUUGUCAUGACAGUUGGUUUCCUGGCAGUAGCUUAGUAUCGAACAUGAGACACUUUAUAAACUAUGUCAGAGUGAGAGUUCCAGAAACUGCUCCCGAAGUGAAGAGAGACCCAUCUGCAAGUACCAGCUCUGAUAGCCUGGGUUCUUUACAAAAUUCUGGUACAGCUCAAGUUUUCAGCUUGGUAGCAGAGCGUAGAAAGAAGUUUCAGGAGAUCAUCAACCGCAGUAGUAGUGAAGCAAAUCAGGUCGUUCGUCCAAAAACUUCCAGUAAAUGGUCUGCUCCUGGUUCAGCUCCACAGUUAACUACAGCCAUUUUGGAAAUUAAAGAAAGCAUAUUGUCUUUGCUAAUUAAACUUCACCACAAACUCUCAGGAAAACAAAAUUCCUACUAUCCUCCUUGGCUUGAUGACAUAGAAAUUUUAAUCCAACCAGAAAUUCCUAAAUACAGUCAUGGCGAUGGUGUAACUGCAGUAGAAAGAAUUUUACUAAAAGCUGCAUUGCAAAGCAGAAUUAGCAAGCGCAUCAUUGAAGAGAUAUGUAGAAAAGUGAUGCCUCCUGUGCCACCCAAAAAAGUCACUGCAGCAGAGAAGAAAACACUGGACAAAGAAGAAAGGCGACAAAAGGCUAGAGAAAGGCAGCAGAAAUUGCUUGCAGAGUUUGCUUCACGACAGAAGAGCUUCAUGGAAACUGCAAUGGAUGUUGAUUCUCCGGAGAACGAUAUUCCUAUGGAGAUCACCACAGCAGAACCACAGGUUUCUGAGGCAGUAUAUGAUUGUGUUAUUUGUGGACAGAGUGGCCCCUCCUCUGAAGACCGACCUACAGGAUUGGUUGUACUUCUACAAGCAUCCUCAGUUUUGGGGCAGUGCCGUGACAACAUUGAGCCAAAAAAGCUGCCUGUCACUGAAGAGGAGCAGAUUUACCCUUGGGACACAUGUGCAGCUGUUCAUGAUGUGAGGCUUUCAUUAUUACAGCGUUAUUUUAAGGAUAGUUCUUGUCUCUUGGCAGUAUCAAUUGGCUGGGAAGGAGGUGUUUAUGUACAGACCUGUGGCCACACAUUACAUAUAGAUUGUCAUAAAUCUUACAUGGAAUCUCUACGGAAUGACCAGGUUCUCCAAGGCUUCUCAGUGGACAAAGGAGAAUUUACGUGUCCUCUCUGUAGGCAGUUUGCUAACAGUGUCCUUCCUUGUUAUCCUGGAAGCAAUGUGGAAAAUAACCUUUGGCAACGUCCUAGUAACAAAAGCAUCCAAGAUCUCAUAAAGGAAGUGGAGGAGCUGCAGGGACGGCCAGGAGCCUUCCCAUCAGAAACCAACUUAAGUAAAGAAAUGGAAUCUGUAAUGAAAGAUAUCAAAAAUACCACUCAGAAGAAAUACAGAGACUAUAGCAAGACCCCAGGCUCACCAGACAAUGAUUUUCUCUUUAUGUAUUCUGUUGCUAGAACCAAUUUGGAACUUGAAUUAAUUCAUCGAGGAGGCAAUUUGUGCUCAGGUGGUGCAAGCACAGCUGGCAAAAGGUCUUGUUUAAAUCAGCUGUUCCAUGUAUUAGCCUUGCACAUGCGGCUCUAUAGUAUUGAUUCUGAAUAUAAUCCCUGGAGAAAGCUUACACAGUUACUAGAAGACAUGAAUUCACAGCAGGGAAAUGAAGAACAACAGCCUGAGGUUCCAAUUCUUUACCAUGACGUUACAUCCCUCUUGCUCAUCCAGAUCUUAAUGAUGCCACAACCCUUACGCAAAGACCACUUCACCUGCAUUGUGAGGGUGCUUUUUAGCCUAGUGUACACACAAGCUCUUGUGGCACUUUCAGUUAAAUGCAGUGAAGAAGAUAGGUCAGCCUGGAAACACACAGGAGCUCUUAAAAAGAAUACAUGUGAUGUGGAAAAGUCUUAUGAAGUGUUAUUAAGCUUUGUGAUAAGUGAACUAUCUAAAGGAAAGUUAUACCAUGAAGAAGGAACUCAGGAGUGUAUAAUGGUUAGCCCUAUUACUUGGUCUACUGAAUCUAUGGAAAAAUACUUAGAGGACUUCUGCUUACCUUUCCUCAGAAUCACCAGCCUUCUUCAACACCACCUUUUUGGGGAAGAUUUACCUAGCUGCCAGGAAGAAGAAGAAUUUUCAGUUCUUUCUAGUUGCCUGGGACUUCUGCCAGCAUUUUACCAAACAGAACAUCCAUUCAUCAGUGCCUCCUGUCUGGAUUGGCCAGUUCCAGCAUUUGACAUUAUAUCUCAGUGGUGUUCUGAGAUAAAUUCAUUUACUGAAAGACAUACAGAACAAGGAAAGGCCUUGCUUAUCCAAGAGUCAAGAUGGAAAUUACCAUACCUACUACAGCUGCCUGAGAAUUACAACACCAUUUUUCAGUACUACCACAGAAAAACCUGUAGUGUCUGCACCAAGGUUCCUAAAGAUCCUGCUGUUUGCCUUGUUUGUGGUACUUUUGUGUGCCUGAAAGGACUUUGCUGCAAGCAACAGAGUUACUGUGAAUGUGUGUUGCAUUCUCAGAACUGUGGUGCUGGAACAGGGAUCUUCCUCUUGAUCAACGCGUCUGUGAUCAUCCUCAUCCGAGGCCACCGCUUCUGCCUCUGGGGCUCUGUGUAUCUGGAUGCUCACGGGGAGGAGGACCGGGAUCUGAGGCGGGGCAAACCUCUCUACAUUUGUAAGGAACGAUACAAAGUUCUUGAACAACAGUGGAUUUCUCAUACUUUUGAUCACAUCAAUAAAAGAUGGGGUCCACAUUACAAUGGGCUGUGACUCAUCACCCCAGCAUUGCAUUAUAUCAUUUUCAUUAAGAAUUUAUCAACAAUAAGCUUUAACUUAAUUUGGGGGAUUGAUGCUUUUGCUGAGGGGAAAAAAAAGAAAACAUACUCUAUAAAGCCUUUCCAAAAUUAGGUGCUUGGUAAUUACAUUAAUGGUAUAAUAAUUUUUUUAAGUAUCUGGAGAACAUGACAAGUAAGUUGAAUCAUUCUUUAGCAGUCCUUUUUUUGAGUCUACAAUUAAUAAGAAGCACAACUUGUUGACAAAAUCAGUUAAAAUGAUUUCUCCCUGCAAUGCAUUAUCUGCUGUUCAUUGAUACUUAGAGUGGGUGUAUGAUUUAUUUAAAGUUGUACUGCUUCUUUAUAUCUGUGUUUUAAUUUGCAUCUGCUAAACAUAGUGCAUCUUUCCCUCUACCAUUCUUGUGCUGAUUUGAGAUUUUUGUUGUAUGUAAUUAGAAAAAAUGUAAAACAUGAUUUAUGUGAAAUAUUGUAUAGUAAAAGUUGGUCUAAUAAUAGAACUUUAACAUUUUUUCUUAUUGUGAGGAAUCUGUUAAAAGUUUAAGGCUUUGCGAAAAACUUAAUUCAUUCUCAGGAAUUUCAUAAAUAUUCUCCCCAGGUAAAUAAUUGAAAUACUUGUAAAAUAAGUAGAUAGCUGCUGUUAAUAUAAUACAGUACAUUUUGUGGGACAUAAGUGUGAUGGGGGGAAUCCUUAAUAAUCAAAAUCGAGUAUUUCAAUUGGAUGAAUUUCUCAUGCUAGUAACAAAUAGAUUUUACUAUAAAAUCAAAAAUUUUAAGAGCAUACACAUGGCAAAUUUUGACUGUGUGUGCCCACCUUUUCUCACCAACUUUUUGUUUAAAUUAUUGAAUUGGAUGUGCUCAGACUCACCCACAAAUGAAGCAUAGUUUGGGGGAUUGAUGCUUUUGCUGAGGGGAAAAAAAGAAAACUUUCCUAUCACCUCAGUUGUAUUUGUGCAGUGUAAUUACUAUUUCUGAUUAGUUUCCUAAAAGGAAAGAGAAGGCUCAGUGGUGUUGACUCCCAUGAAUGAGCUAUGCAUCUGCAUUCUUAGAAGCUGCUGUGAAAAGCAAUUUAUGUUUGUAGGGUUUUUAAAUCAGUAAGAGUGGUAAUGAUUGAGUUAAAACCCACUCUAUAAGUAGAGAAGGAAGAUUAUAGAAAAGCAUGUUAUAUUACUAACAAGAUUUUUCCUCCAAAUGAUUCAGUAAUUUAUGAUUAUUUAAUAUAUAGUGCUAUCAAGCAAUUGCUGGUACUUUUGAACUUCCAUGGCUUGUUAUAUAAAAUUACAUUUUUACAUGUAAAAAUGAACUAAAAAAAAGUCUAAUGAUAAAAUAUAAAAAUAAAGUCAGGCAUAUAUUCUAAAAUUGAUUGAAUGACAUGAUGUUGCAGAAUAUGAAAAUGGAUGUUAAAUGAUGCCUUGCAUUAAAAUAGAGUAGAACAGUACAUAUUCAAAUGUGUUAAAAAAGUCAAAAGAAUUACCUAUAGCUCUACAAUAAAAUAUGUGGAAAUAGUGUGUUAUUUUUAUAUACAUUUCAAAAAUAUUAAGAUAACUUUCUGAAAGACUAGAAUGAUUCUCUUUAACUAAAUAGCUGUCCUUUCCAACACAUUGCUACUUUUUUAAAUACUGUAUCAUAAGUUCAGCCUGUCAUAUUUUUUGCAUUGGCCAUUAUGAAUACCAGACCAUUUGUAAGUGUGGUUGAAGAGCAAAAUCGAAUUUACAUCUCUAGUGAAUACUGUUACAGGAUUCAUGAACUUGAAUAAUUCUACAGUUUGAAACUCUGAUGCUAUGUAUACAUGGUAUAAUGUAUUCAAACUUUGAUUACUACAUAUUUAAAAUGGAAUGUCUUAUGGUUGUGCAUAUGGAUGUGAAGUGAAAAUAUUAGCCUUAACAUUAAAAUUUGGGUAUUUGAUAGUGUUUAUUUUGAUAUUGGUGAAUUAGUCACCAAUAAAUUUUGAAAAAGCACUUGGUUGAAAAUUGUACUUGAAUUACAUACAUGCAUGCUGCUAAACUAGAACUUCAAUUUUUCUCCCCAUAACUUUUAUAAGUCCCAUUUAUAAACCCACUUUUAAAAAUAACAGGUCCAAGUUAGAGUGAUGUGUGCAUAUUAUUUAAAAAAAUGUACUGGUGUGAUACAUUGUAUGAAUGAUCAUUUAAAUACAGUACAUUACUGUAGAAGCUAAAUCAGUCUUUAUAAUUAAGCAGAAAUUACAAAACUAGGAAUAAUCAACAUUGUAAGAUAUGUUAAUAAAAACCUGUCAUUUGGUUUGUGAAAAGUCCUUAAAA